AUAUAUACAGUACAGCCUACAUUUGGUUUGAAUCUAUUUUGUUAGGCUAUAAAUAUGUGACAGUUCCCCUUUGAAGCUCUUGUUCUUCUCCUUUUCCAACUCUCUAAUCCUAUUCUGCUCACAUGUGAUUGGAGAUGAGUAUUGUUCCCACUUUGAUUUUUGUAAAAUAACUUCUGUUUUUACUUAUUAGAUAAAGGUGUAGUUUCAGUUUAAUAUGAUAAUAAACCAUAACAAAAAAAGGGCUUGUUUUGGGCUUGUUUUUGAAGCUUCGGUUACUUAUUUGUCUCGCGAGAGUUGGCAAUAGUGGUUGGGCAACUUUGCUAAAUAAACGCGUGCGUCUUAUACGGGCGAACCUGACAUUCAGGUUUUGUAGCUUAGGCUACCUACGUUUGUGGUGCAGUUUUAUUUUUUUUUAAAUAUGCGAAAACGAUCGCGAAAUAAACUUUUGAAAUUCUUUGCUAUAGCUGGAUUAAUAACACUUGUAGUGAUCCUCGUUUUUAACAGUACGAUACAGCCGUCUCUACCGAAGAAGACUCCAGCACCUAAAGAGCUCUAUAACGUGAUCUCACCAUCAACAUACAAAUUCAUUCUGAACCAGCCAGAACUGUGUGAGAACAGAAGUCCUUUUUUGAUUCUUAUGAUCCCACUGACUCUCAAAGACACAGAGGCGAGGACUGCAAUCAGAAGGACAUGGGGUCAAGAUGGCUUGAUUCCUCACGUGACCAUUUUGCAUUUGUUUGUCAUUGGUCAGCCAGCACAAAGUGACCCAGUACUGCAGGAGCACCUUGAGAGGGAGAGCAAAGAAUAUGGUGACAUCAUUCAAAUGGACUUUGUGGACAGCUACCAUAAUCUCACCAUCAAGACGAUGAUGAUUAUGAACUGGAUAGCCACUUACUGCCAGGGGGCCUGGUAUGCCAUGAAGAUCGAUGCAGAUGUCUUUCUCAAUGUGCAUUACCUGCUGGACUACUUGCAUGACCAGAGCGAGUCCUCAAGGAAAGACUACAUCACUGGAUCAGUUAUCUCAGAUGCCGUUCCUCACAGGGACAGCUUCGACAAAUGGUACAUCUCAGAGGAUCUUUACCCAGACUCCUGGUAUCCUCCAUACGUGUCUGGAGCUGCAUAUGUCUUUUCCAUUGACCUGGCUGGAAAAAUAUCCCUGGCCUCUAGAUUUGUGCAACCGAUUCCACUCGAAGAUGUGUAUGUGGGGUUGUGCCUGCACGUCCUGGGUGUAAAACCAGUUUAUGCAACAGAAUUUCUGGGAUUUAGGAAUCUUUUUGAGGUGCAAAGACUUAAGUAUGAAAGGUGCACUUUUGCCAAGCGCAUUAUAGUGAAUGGCUUUAACCCACAGAAUCUUCUCCGCGUUUGGCAUGACUUUCAGAAGUCUUAUUUUACAUGUUGACACAAUUGAAAUGACUGAAACUGUAUCUGAAGUACCUUGAAGCUGCUAAACCUUAUGUGUAGUAUUUGCUAGUGCCAUUGCUUUAACAAAGUUCACAUCACUGAGAUCCAACACUGUAACAUAUGCGAGGGAGAACAAAAUAUUGUUUUACUGAAAGGGCCAAGAACGCUUACAAAAAAGGGGGAAUAGACAGCUGCUGAGGUGUGAUAUGUAGAAAAUAAUGAAAUCUAAAUAGAUAUAGAAAACAUCUGUAUAGAUAGAGAGGAAGGGCAUGUGGAAGUGUUAGAGGUUAUUUAAAACACUUUCUUAGAUAAACAAUUUCAAAUACCAUAUUUUAAAAUGCUGGCCGUGGUCCACAGACCUCAGGUAUUAUAAGUGAUCCCUCAUCCAUUGCAUAGUGUUUUUUUAUUCUGCCUUCUCUUUUAUUCGUCCUUUUGUAAUUUCUUUCAAUUUAGAAAUCAUACAGUAGCUGCCCUUACAGAUAUAUCAGCAAUCCCCCCC
Molecule: messenger RNA, 1900 nt
Organism: Cyprinus carpio (common carp)
Lineage: Eukaryota; Metazoa; Chordata; Actinopteri; Cypriniformes; Cyprinidae
Gene: b3galt8
Product: beta-1,3-galactosyltransferase 8
Cellular component (GO): membrane
Molecular function (GO): N-acetyl-beta-D-glucosaminide beta-(1,3)-galactosyltransferase activity
Source: RefSeq, a predicted model, not a curated record